This is a messenger RNA of Saccharomyces paradoxus, 402 nucleotides long. RefSeq lists its product as uncharacterized. The transcript has 2 exons. The record is from RefSeq and is a predicted model, not a curated record. NCBI's taxonomy places the organism in Eukaryota, Fungi, Ascomycota, Saccharomycetes, Saccharomycetales, Saccharomycetaceae. The coding region runs from base 1 to 402 and encodes 133 amino acids.
AUGCGGGGUUUAUUCUAUCUCAAAUUACUCGCCUGGGUUGUACUAUUGUCCUUAUGUCUUCUUAUGGCACACCGGAAAACCAAAGUUGCCGACAAAUUUCGUGCACUGCGUUCAAGAAUACAAUCGCGCUUCAACAGGCGUAUACGUUUAAAUGAUUCCUUUGCUGACGAUCUAGAAAAUGGUCUCCAUUCACGCAAUUUUGAUAUUAUCUCAGAGAACAGUAAUGACGCAAGAGGUGGCCUGGAUGAUAUUUCCAAAAACGAGAUUAAAAAAAUUAUGGAAAAUGAUAAUAUAGAUUUCGAUAAGGCUAGACUACUAUACAUGGAAAGAAAGUUCGGCCAAAAUGGUAUUGCCCCCGAUGGGACCCCUAUUGACCCAAAAGCUUUCACCUUUGAUAAAUAG